AUGAACUAUUUGUAUGGAUGGGUGGGACUAGUGGUGUGCAAUGCGAAAUACUCGAAAAGAGGAUUGACAAACUCUCCAACCAGGCACAAAGAUCACUUUCCCGGACGAGGAACGAAAAGUGGAUCCGAAAUGGUUCUGGCUGAAAAGAUUUCGAUUACGAAUGGAGUAGUAAAUACGCUCAAUCAAAUAUCGAGAAGCACCACGUUCGCAACCGGUGCGUUCUUGGAACACCCACCUGGGAUUCUCGGCUUUUCCUGUUGCUUGCUUGCGACUCGCUCCCUGGAGAUGCGUAGAGAUUGCCCGUUCCGCGUAAUUGUCCGUAUCGGAAGUGAGAAGAUGUCUCGUGAGUGUUCCGACGUGGCAAAGCAGUCUGUCUUUGCGCAGGAUGACAACAACGAUGUUCAAAGUAGUCUUGAAGGUGAUGGAAGUCCUUCCAAUGUAGGGUUCGAGGUUAACGGGCCGCCUUCCGCAGAAGAGUCCGAGAAAGGCGUAGACGAUAAAGCCGAUGAAAAAAAAUCCGAUGACGUUGGCGCUGAAGAGGAAGGAUCAAGGGAGAAACUUGCGUCUGAGGAUGAUUCUGAAGAAGAAUUGAACUCCAGUGAGAGGAAAGGGAAGAGCUGUAAAGAUCGUCAUGAUCUAUGUAAAUUCUGGACAUCUGUCGGUGAAUGCCAAUCUAACAAGAAUUGGAUGGAGGAUCAUUGUCCAGUUUCUUGUGAUGUGUGCAACGGAACCAUGGCGUGUAUUGACCGCCAUCGUCUGUGCAGUUUCUGGUCAGCGAUCAAAGAGUGCGAAACGAACGCAGUUUGGAUGCUGUCCAACUGUGCAAGAUCAUGCAAGGCUUGCAAAGGGAAAACAAUAGGCCCGGGCAGCGGAUCACGCAAGGAUGGUGGUUUCCGCAAGGAAGACUGUACAUUCGUUACUACACAUGAGGACACAUCUCAUCGCAAAACGCUCUCUAUAAACGAUGUUAGAAACAGCAACGCAAACUUCAACUGCGCCCCCACUCAAAUGACACCAAACUGCAACAAAAACCUCUGCUAUCAUCUGAAGUUCCGGACAUUCGAUGGAACGUGUAACAAUUUUGAUCGACCAAUGACUGGCUCAGCUUUCAGUGCACUGAUGAGACUGAAGGCACCCAUGUACGAUAACGGGCUGAAUGCUCCCACCUCGUCGUUCUCUCGUACUCGCCCGUCAUCGCGCGAUGCGUCACGUCUCCUCCUUUCCUCUCCAUCACAGAUUCCGCACCAUUCGAACGCCCUUCUGAUGCAGUGGGGUCAGUUCACUGCUCAUGACAUGUCGAAGACGACGAUGCUUAACAACCAGGAGUGUGCCGCCUGCACGUCGAACAAAGGGCGCUGCUUCUCCGUCUUCCUUUCCAGAGCUGAUCCCACAUUUGGACGAUUUAUGUGUCUCCCUGUGGCGCGAUCAACGCCUGUGUGCGGAACUGGUCUGAGCAAUUUCAGAGAACAGUACAACGAAAACACAGCCUUCAUAGACGGAUCCCAAAUUUACGGCAGCAGCGAUCGGGACCAGUUCCUCUUUCGUCAGGGGGCUUUCAUGAAGACGAAGCUUGUUAAAAACAGGGUGUUUCCUCCUAUCGACACCAACAUGAAUGUCGUUGCCGGCGAUGACAGAGCGAAUAUUUUCGUUGGCUUGGCUUCGCUGCACACACUUUUCCUAAGAGAACACAAUAAGAUCGCUUCAACACUGCAGCGAGUGAAUCCCCACUGGGAUCAAGAGCGUAUAUUCCACGAGACUAGGAAGCUUCUUGGAGCAAUUCUGCAAAAGAUCACUUAUUUUGAAUAUCUUCCUCGGGUCCUUGGCGAUGAAUUCGAGCGUCGAAUCGGCGAAUACCGCGGAUAUAACAAGAAUACUGAUCCUUCAGUCGCGAACGAGUUCACCAGUUGUGCAUUCCGCUUUGGACAUGGCAUGAUUCAGGAGUUCUAUCCAUUCCUGAAUGAAAAAUUCCAAAAUAUUGGAGGGAUUCCAUUCAACGAAGGCAUGUUCAAGAGUAUCCAUAUCCUUAACAACGGCAUAGAUCCGCUUCUACGUGGUCUUAUGACCUUACCAGCCAAAAUGCCACAGAGAUUAACUCCGGCGGUUACUGAGAGGAUUUUUGGGAACUCUGAUCUUGGGUCGAUCAAUAUCCAAAGAGGAAGAGAUCACGGUGUUCCUGCAUUCAUCCAGUGGAGAAAAUUCUGUGGGUUGCCUGAAAUUAAGGACUUCGAUGACUUGAACAAAACAAUCUCCAAUCAAGUUGUUAUUGAUAAUCUGAAAGUAAUUUACAAACAUGUUGGUGCGAUUGACAUGUACGUGGGAUCGUUGUUGGAGGAUCCUGUGCCACAUUCGCUUGUGGGACCAACCUUAGCAUGCGUCAUUGGGGAACAAUUCAAGCGGACGAGAAACGGCGACAGGCUUUACUUCGAAAACGAGAACGUGUUCACGCCGGAUCAAGUGCGACAAAUCCGUAAAAUGACGAUCGCCCGGGUACUUUGCGAUGCCGGCGAACACUUUGCCUUUGUACCUCGACGUGCGUUCGACGUCUUCAAACCAUCCAAGGAUGAGUUGGCUCGCUGCGAUGAAAUCCCUGACAUCGACUACAACGUCUGGAAAGAGGAUCUGGAUGUGUAG
Necator americanus (New World hookworm) is the source of this 2631-nucleotide messenger RNA. RefSeq lists its product as uncharacterized. Gene Ontology annotation, biological process: response to oxidative stress. The transcript is spliced from 25 exons. Gene Ontology annotation, molecular function: peroxidase activity; heme binding. Lineage: Eukaryota; Metazoa; Nematoda; Chromadorea; Rhabditida; Ancylostomatidae. The record is from RefSeq and is a predicted model, not a curated record. Bases 1 to 2631 code for a protein of 876 amino acids.